Molecule: messenger RNA, 1233 nt
Organism: Amaranthus tricolor (Joseph's coat)
Lineage: Eukaryota; Viridiplantae; Streptophyta; Magnoliopsida; Caryophyllales; Amaranthaceae
Exons: 6
Coding region: 143-1024 (293 amino acids)
Source: RefSeq, a predicted model, not a curated record
CGCGCUUGCCAUAGGCCACAGCACUAACGUGGUCAUACUACAGCCGGGAGACACUUUCAGCUUCCAUUCCCUCCCUUUUAAAUCAAAUCUGAUACUAAUUUUUUUUACUUUUUGAUGAUCAGAACAAAAACCAAAAACAAUAAUGCGUAAUAAUUUAGGCUCCAUCAUGUGUCAGCGAUUUUCAUACCAUUUUCGCACAAAUUAUCAUUUCAUGCCUACGCAAUUUUACUCCACCAUUGAUUCCGGGAAUCGCCAAGUUUCUGUAUCUUUGGUUCAAGGAGCUUCUAGAGGCAUUGGCCUUGAAUUUGUAAGACAACUUCUACAAAGGGAUGAAAAAGGUCAUGUACUUGCUGCAUGCCGGAAUCCUGAUCAAUCUACUGGACUGCAGGAGCUGAAAAAUCAAUUUUCUGACCGACUUAAUCUUUUGAAGUUAGAUUUGACAAGUGAAAGUACUAUUGAGGCCGCUGCAACUUCUGUGAGAGAAACACAUGGUUAUUUGAAUCUUCUUGUUAAUACAUCUGGAAUUCUGUCCGUUCCCAAUGUGCUUCAUCCAGAAACGACAUUGACAAAAGUACAGAAAUCUUCCUUGCUGCUUUCUUAUGAGGUCAAUGCUGUGGGUCCUAUCCUAGUAAUCAAGCACAUGUGGCCCCUUCUAAAGGUGGGAGGCGGAGCAGGGACAAGGAAUGCUGCUGUUGUGGCUAAUCUGAGUGCAAGAGUUGGAUCUAUUGGUGAUAAUAACCUAGGGGGAUGGCAUUCAUAUCGAGCAUCUAAGGCAGCUUUAAAUCAGUUGACAAAAACAGUGUCAGUGGAAAUGGCUCGUAAAAAGGAUCCAAUCAUAUGCCUAUUGCUGCAUCCUGGCACAGUUGACACAGAUCUAUCUCGACCUUUCCAAAGAAAUGUGCCUCGAGAGAAGCUUUUCACCAAGGAGUUCUCUGUGAAUAAGCUUUUGAGCAUCAUUGAUGGGGCCAAGAUUCAUGAUAAUGGAAAGUUUUUCGCUUGGGAUGGUCAGGAAAUUCCCUGGUAACGUGCUGUUGUUAUUUGUAAAAAUCAUUUGUUUGUUUGUAUUGUCAUUUGCCUGUAUGAUGAAUCCUAACAUGGAAUUAUGCAGUGAAAAUAAAAAUCUUUGUUGUAGAAAAGUCUUGAUUGCAAGUUGUGAAUAUACUUAACUAAUUUAACCAACUAUAUACCCCUAUGUCCCAUUGAAAUUGCAUAUUUACUCUUAAAAGCUCUCAU